UAAACCAAACAGCAAUCGUCAAUCUUUUCCGUAACGCUAACAGAGAACAAAAUUUCGCAGAUAUAUAUAAUAUAUAGGGCGUGUUAAAGCGUCUGAUAACACGGCCCAUCGGAAAAACUCAUCAGUGAAUUGAGACAGAAAAAAAAAUGGCGGAGGAAGCGAUUCUGGGUUACCUAGCGAAGAACGAAGAGAUCGGAGACUCGGGCGAGUUCGCAGCCAAACAUGGACUCAACCACGACGAAGUCGUUAACGUCAUCAAGAGUCUUCACGGUUUCAGAUACGUUGAAGCUCAGGACAUAAAGAGGGAGUCGUGGGUGCUUACCGAUGAGGGUAAGCUGUAUGCUGAUACAGGAUCACCUGAAGCGCAACUGUUCUUGGCAAUACCUCCUGAGGGUGGUAUCCCCAGAGAAGAGUUGCAAACUAAGCUCGGCCCGUUGCUUUUCAAAAUAGGCUGCGCUCAGGCAGCAAAGAAUAGAUGGGUGGAUAUGGGAGGGCAACAAGUGACCCGAAGGGUCCAACAUGUGGAUGAUAGAGUCAAAGAUUUGCUUCUAAAGAUAAAAGAAGGACAGGUUGUUGACCAAGAUAAUAUCAAGGCUCUCAAAGCAAGAAAGCUUAUUGUUCCACAGACAUGGAAUGGCUACUCGUUGAAAAAGGGUCCUGACUAUGCUCCACAAAGAAAGAAAUUUGCUGCUGAUUUAACUCGUGAGAUGCUACAGAGCGGCGAUUGGAAGAAUGUAGAGUUCAAAGAAUAUAACUUCAAUGCAAAAGGUCAGACUAUUGAAGCUGGUCAUCUUCAUCCACUGAACAAGGUUCGGCAUCAAUUGAGGAUGAUUUUUCUUCAGAUGGGGUUUGAGGAGAUGCCUACGGACAGAUAUGUUGAGAGCAGCUUCUGGAACUUUGAUGCCCUGUUCCAGCCGCAACAACAUCCUGCCCGUGAUUCACACGAUACAUUCUACCUGAAAGUUCCUUCCACCACAAAGGAGCUUCCUGAAGAUUAUGUUGAGCGGGUGAAGCGUGUACAUGAAUCUGGUGGUUAUGGUUCCAGGGGCUAUGAAUAUGAUUGGAGCAGAGAGGAAGCAAACAAAAACCUUCUGCGUACACACACAACAGCUGUGUCAGCCAGGAUGCUUUACAAUCUAGCCCAGGAUACUUUAAAAAAACCAUUUACUCCCAAAAGAUACUUCUCUAUAGAUCGUGUUUUCAGAAAUGAAGCAGUAGAUCGAACUCAUCUUGCAGAGUUCCACCAGAUAGAAGGCUUGAUAUGUGAUAGAGGACUUACACUUGGUGACUUGAUUGGAGUCCUGCAUGAUUUCUUCUCCCGGCUGGGCAUGUCCAAGCUGCGUUUUAAGCCGGCUUAUAACCCAUAUACGGAACCUAGCAUGGAGAUUUUCAGUUACCAUGAAGGCUUUGGUAAAUGGGUAGAGGUUGGAAAUUCUGGCAUGUUUAGACCUGAAAUGUUGCUUCCUAUGGGAUUACCAGAAGAUGUUCGUGUUAUUGCAUGGGGCCUUUCCCUUGAGAGGCCGACUAUGAUCUUGUACGGCUAUAAUAACAUCCGGGAUCUGUUUGGGCACAAGGUGGAUCUUGGUCUCAUCAAGACAAACCCUAUAUGUCGUUUAGGACUUUGAUUAAAUUGACGGGAUAUAUUGAUCAUUGUUGCAAAAGUUUUCCUUCUCUUUAUGUUCCCUUGCUUUCUCUAAAUUCAUUGGGUUCAGUAUUUUUAGCUAAUUAAUGGUAAAGCGCUUAUUUUCAGCACAAAUUCUGUCUGGCAUUUGUUUGGCAUCGGGGCAAGAUUAGAUUCAUUUCAAGUUCCCUUUUAAUUAUUUGUCAGAUCUUGUUUUUAUUUAGUAUAUUUAGUAAAGUUGAAGGCUGCACUUUAAAGUGA
This is a messenger RNA of Quercus robur (English oak), 1882 nucleotides long. Its product is annotated as phenylalanine--tRNA ligase alpha subunit, cytoplasmic. The transcript has 18 exons. Gene Ontology annotation, cellular component: cytosol; cytoplasm; phenylalanine-tRNA ligase complex. Bases 147 to 1625 code for a protein of 492 amino acids. Gene Ontology annotation, molecular function: phenylalanine-tRNA ligase activity; ATP binding; tRNA binding. NCBI's taxonomy places the organism in Eukaryota, Viridiplantae, Streptophyta, Magnoliopsida, Fagales, Fagaceae. The record is from RefSeq and is a predicted model, not a curated record. Gene Ontology annotation, biological process: phenylalanyl-tRNA aminoacylation.